GUCAAUGUCACACACAGACAAAAAGAAAUGUCUAGAAUGAGGAGUCGAUACUUAAGUCCUAGAGUCUAACGUGUAACUACUAACUAGAACAUGUAAUACCUAAUAGAAUAAAGGAUCAGUCAAAGUAACAACGUAUUUUAUUAUAUGGUGCCAGAAGCGGAGCACGAAGUGACUUCGAAAUAUAACCAUGCCCGACACUAAAAAAGACACGCCGCAUGGUGGGCGACCUGAGGUGGCGACUUCAAACAGGCUAAACAUCGUAGGAAACCUGAAGCCGAUGAGCCUGGAAGGCAAUCUGGCUGUCAACUGGAGAAAAUGGCACCAAACGUUCACAAUAUUUCUAAAGGCAAGUGGCAUUUCCCAGGAAUCUGAUGAAAGAAAAGUCGCAGUCUUAUUACACUUCAUAGGCGCUGACAGCUUGGAAAUAUUCAACACUUUCGGUCUAGACAUCGAGAAAAUCACAUAUAGUGCAUUAAUUGAUAAAUUUGAAGAAUAUUUUGUUCCAAAACGAAACAUAACCUAUGAGUGUUAUAAAUUUUUUACUACUAAACAAAAAGUAGAAGAGAGUCUGGAAGAUUUUUUAACACGCUUAAUAAAUAAAAGUAAAUCAUGUGAAUUUGAAAGUCUGCAAGAAAGGAUGAUUAAAGAUAUUUACAUAACAAAUAUGCAUGAAAAUUAUCAACAUGUCAGGGAAAAACUUUUACUUGAAGACAAUUUAACCUUAGAACGGGCUAGAAAUUUGUCUAAAAGCAUAGUGUCAGCCAAGUCUCAUGCAGCAGAAUUCAAAGAGUCUACUAAUGUCUUCUUCCAACGUCAGUCAGUCAAACAGUCAUCGUCACAGUCAAGAACAAGGUCACAGUCUCAAAAUAGGAACAAAUGUACUCGGUGUGGUCAAAUUCAUCGAUUUAAGUGUCCAGCUCGCAAUGCAAAAUGUAGAAAGUGUCUUAUUAUAGGUCAUUAUGCAGCAUUGUGUAAGUCUAAACAAGUAAAGUAUGUACAACAAGAGGAAAAUUAUACAUAUGAAGGUAAUGAUUCAAAGUAUUUGUUUGUCGGACAUUUGAAUUCAAGUCUAUCUACAAAUUCAGAUUGGAGUGUCAAUUUCUCAAUUAAUAAUAUAAAUGUACAAUGUAUUUUAGAUACUGGAAGUGAUGCUAAUGUCAUGUCAUAUAAUUUGUUUCAGUCAUUAAAUGUCAUUGAAAAUUUUUCACCUUGUCAUGCCAAAGUAACAUCUUAUUGUGGAAAUAGUAUACCAAUAUUAGGUCAACAAAAGCUUGAAUGUACCUAUUAUGUAAAUAGUCAACCUCAGUCAAAAUUAAUUAAUUUUAUUAUAGCAAAUGUGUCGUCUCCAACUGUCAUUGGUAAAAAUACAUGUUCAGAGUUAGGUCUUAUUAAAAGAGUCUUUAAUAUUGUCAAGUCAGAUGAUUGUCAAAGUCUAGGUCAGAAUUAUGAGUCAAACUUAGUCACAAGUCAAAGUCAAAGGUCAGAGUUUAAUAACUGUCUUGUUAACAACAAUAAUUGUCAGUCACAGUCAUAUGAAGGGAAUAAUUGUCAUGUUCAGUCAAAAUCAUACUAUAUCAAUAAAAAUUAUAAUUUACAGAGUCUUUUGUCUAAGUAUAAAUCUGUAUUCGAUGGAUUGGGCUGUCUACCUGGUGAGUGUCACAUUACUGUCAAUAAAGAUGUCCGUUCCAAAAUUGAUCCACCACGGAAAAUUCCAUUCUCAUUACAUGAUAGACUGAAGAAGGAAUUGGACCAUAUGGAAAGUCUGGAUGUCAUCACCAAGGUUACAGAGCCAACGUCAUGGGUGAGUUCACUUUUAUUAGUCGAAAAGAAAAAUGGUCAACUUAGAGUCUGUCUUGACCCAAGAAAUUUGAACGAAGCGAUAUGUAGAUCACAUUAUCCAAUACCUACUAUUGAUAUUGUGCGGUCUAAGCUACAUGGAGCAUCAUAUUUUUCUACUCUGGAUGCCAGCAGUGGAUUUUGGGUUAUUUGUCUUGAUACAGAAAGUUCAAUGUUGUGUACGUUCAACACCCCAUUUGGCCGCUACAGGUUUAAAAGAUUACCUUUUGGUAUCAACUGUGCCCCUGAAAUAUUUCAUCGAAUUAUGACAGAAACAUUCGGUGUACUACCUGGAGUCAUGGUGUAUGCUGAUGAUAUUUUAGUCUACGGCAAGGAUAGUCAAGAACAUGAUGAAAAUUUACAAAGAGUCUUUAAGAAAGCUCAAGAAGUCAACCUGAAAUUCAAUAAAAAAGAGCGUCUUCAGUGGCUAGUCCAGGCUACAGAAAAUGAUGAAUGUUUGCAGCUACUUAAGAAAUACUAUAAGGAAGGAUGGCCUGAUAGAAAGUCAGAAGUCAAUAAACUAGUACUACCCUAUUGGAACUGUCGUCAUGAAGUACAUGCUGUCGGUAAUUUAUUACUUAAAGGUAACAGUCUUAUAAUACCUACAAAAUUAAGGUCAGAAAUUUUAAAAAUAAUACACAGUGGUCAUCAAGGCAUUGAAAAGUCAAAGAAUUUCGCCAGAGGAGUUGUGUAUUGGCCAUUGAUGUCACAUGAUAUACAGCAGUGUGUGGAACAUUGUGAAACAUGUUUGUCACACAGGAAUGCCAAUCCACCAGAACCUCUAAUGUCACACAAAAUUUGUACUUUUCCUUGGGAAAAAGUUGGAGUAGAUUAUUUAAAAUUUAAAAAUCAAACUAUACUUGUCAUUGAAGAUUAUUAUUCAAAUUACAUUGAAAUUGCUAAUGUCAGUUCAACAGGAGCCAAAGCUCUGAUUAAUGCGCUGAAAUCUAUAUUCAGUCGUCACGGAAUUCCUGUAUUUUUGAAUUCGGAUAAUGGACCUCCGUAUAAUUCCCAGGAAUUCAAACAGUUCUUAGCGUCAUGGAGUAUAACUCAUACCACAUCUAGUCCAUACUUGCCUCGUUCUAAUGGAUUAGUGGAGUCUGGAGUAAAAAUUGUAAAACGCAUACUUACUAAAUGUGCAGAGUCAGGCGAUGAUCCAUAUCUUGCUUUAUUGCAAUACAGAACUACACCUAGAAACAACUUACCGUCUCCGUCUGAGUUACUGAUGUCCCGUCGUCUCAGAACGCUCAUACCUACUGUUAUAAAACAUCUGGAACCUAAAGUAAUGAGUCAUAGGAUAUAUAAGAAAAUAAAACAACAGAAUAAUUAUAAACAAAAGUUUUAUUAUGAUAAAAAGUCAAAAAUUUUGCCUAAUGUCAAGAAAGGAGAUAAAAUUAUGUUUAAAAAGUCACCAGAGUCAAAAUGGCAACCUGGAGAGAUUGUCAAAGAAUGUGAGCAACCUCGAUCAUUUAUAGUUGAAGCUCCAGACGGGUCAACAUACAGGAGAAAUCGUCAACACAUAUCUUCGCAUUUUCCAAGUCCAACUAAGGAUAUAAGUCAAGAAAAGAAAGGAGAAAGUCCAGUAAGUAGUAAGAAUGUCAGUCCAAAGAUGGAAAUGAGAAUGGAAGAGUCUAAAGAAAGUAAAGAUGAGGGAAUAAAGAGAACAAUAAGUGGUAGACAGGUCAAAGCCCCAGUUAGAUUUCAAGAUUGUAUGUAAAAUAAUUAAUCAUAAGCGUUUAAGUAGAUUUUAAGUUUUAUAAAAAAGUCAAACCAUUGUCAGUCUGUAAGUUUAAAGUAAAUAUUAAGUCAGUUGUCAAUAUGUAAGUUUUAUAAAAAAUUGUCACGCAUUCGGUUAGUCCUGAUAUGUUCAUAGAUGAUAGAUAUUAAUGUCUUUUUAAAAAAAUGAAAAAGGGAGAUGUUAUAAGUAGUCUAUAGU
This is a messenger RNA of Maniola jurtina (meadow brown), 3772 nucleotides long. RefSeq lists its product as uncharacterized. The transcript has 2 exons. The record is from RefSeq and is a predicted model, not a curated record. Lineage: Eukaryota; Metazoa; Arthropoda; Insecta; Lepidoptera; Nymphalidae. Bases 188 to 3553 code for a protein of 1121 amino acids. Gene Ontology annotation, molecular function: nucleic acid binding; aspartic-type endopeptidase activity. Gene Ontology annotation, biological process: proteolysis; DNA integration.